AAGCCAAAAGGCUGAAGUUACACAUACUGCCCCUUUAAACACUCAUUCAGUUUCUGUCAGCUCAGAUGAGUUUCAGACUCGGGUGUCAUGUUAGUUUAAAAGGUGGAAGAUAUUUUGAGGAGAUUUUAUUUUGAGGUUUUUGACCUCAAAGUAUUUUUUUUAAAAUAAAACCCUUCUUUGAGUGAGUUCUGUCCUCAUCACUCUGAUGGAUUUGUCUGAUUUUCCCUUCCCGCUCUCGUCAGCUGAUGACCUCUAUGACCCCUGCUUCAGCACCAGCGACYUGAACUUUUUUGACGACUUGGAUGCCCGGCUGACACACGGCAGCCUGCUGAAGUCAGAGGACCAUCUGAACCAUCAUGUCCCCACAGCAGAGGAGGAGGACCAGCACGUGAGGGCCCCCGGGGGCCUCCACCAGGCGGGCCACUGCCUGCUAUGGGCCUGCAAGGCCUGCAAGAGGAAGACGACCCACGCGGACCGGAGGAAAGCAGCAACGAUGCGCGAGAGGCGACGGCUCAGUAAGGUCAACGAUGCUUUUGAGACUUUGAAACGGUGCACGGCCUCCAAUCCCAACCAGCGACUCCCCAAGGUGGAGAUCCUGCGGAACGCCAUCAGCUACAUCGAGUCUCUGCAGGCGCUGCUGAGGGCCGGCCAGAGCGACAGCUUCUACCCGCCUCUGGAACACUACAGCGGGGAGUCGGACUCCUCCAGCACCCACUCCAACUGCUCUGACGGCACGAGUGCAGCAGCAGUAAAACGUCACUCAUUUCCAGUUUGGACUGUUUGUCCAGCAUCGUCCAGCGCAUCAGCACAGAGCCGGCCGUGGGCCCCACGGGGGACAGUGUGGUUCCACGGGGCCCCGAAUCGCCUCACAGCAACCCUGCUGUGUCCACCUCGCCUGCUGAUUCCAGCAGCAGCUAUGAGCCGAACUCGACCUGAAGGAGCAAAAGACUUAUUUUCUACAGAGACGAACUGUUCCCUUUUUUUAUGGAGCUGAACACUAAAUUAUUCCUGAYUUCUAACGUCUGUCACUGAAACAGAGACUUCCACUCUAGAUCUCCCUUUGUUUUGAACAAAGCACAUUUGCUCGAUGUUUGAGUCCAGAUUUUGUGUUUUUAGCUGCUGGGUGUUUUCUACAUGCUGGCAGAAUGAGAAAGAAGAGGACCUUUCUAUACUGAUUCCUGCUGAUCAUAACUGAGGACCAUUUGUUCCAUCUGUAAUUAAAAUCUCAUCGUUCAUGUGAUGUCAGAACACAGUUCAACAGUUGGUGUGUUUGUGUCAUAUUUAAGAGCUGAAUCUUAAUAAAAUUAUAUUUAUAUUCUGUCUGUUGAUGUUCGUCCAUCUUCUUAUCUGUGGUUGUGUUGCAGAGGCAACAGGUCCAUGAGGGGAAUCCACAGACACCCCUCUGCCCAGUGACACUCUGCAGCUUCUCUUGGGGGGUCCUGAGGGGCUCAAUAAAAGGAUAUACAGUACUAUCCCUUCAGCUGUUUCUGGGUCUGCAUCACCUCUUUAAUCCUGGCCUGAGGGUCAGACCACGGGGAAAAGGUUCACUCACGCAGAACGUUUGGUCACUGACAUGACGAGCUGAAUGAUUCAGUCAUAUCUCUGCGGUUACCUCAUCAGAAGGUCGUUGUUUUGGUUUGAAACUUUGGGCAGUGGUGCCUCCAUAAUUAUUGAGGGGUUGGGGGUCAUUGUGCUGUUUUGAAGUGGCUUUAGAAAACUUUAGUUAUUAAAUCACUUUGUUUUCUAUAAUAAAAUGAUAAUAAUUAGUAAAAUACAUACAUUGUUCAAAAAUAAAACAGUAAACAGUCACUAAAAGUGUUUUGUGGAACCUGAUAUAUUUUUCACUWAAUACAUGUUUCUGUUUGAA
Molecule: messenger RNA, 1867 nt
Organism: Austrofundulus limnaeus
Lineage: Eukaryota; Metazoa; Chordata; Actinopteri; Cyprinodontiformes; Rivulidae
Gene: myod1
Product: myogenic differentiation 1
Biological process (GO): skeletal muscle cell differentiation; positive regulation of myoblast differentiation; regulation of transcription by RNA polymerase II
Molecular function (GO): DNA-binding transcription factor activity, RNA polymerase II-specific; RNA polymerase II cis-regulatory region sequence-specific DNA binding; protein dimerization activity
Source: RefSeq, a predicted model, not a curated record